Prionailurus viverrinus (fishing cat) is the source of this 3713-nucleotide messenger RNA. Its product is annotated as olfactory receptor 481. The transcript has 6 exons. Gene Ontology annotation, cellular component: membrane. Gene Ontology annotation, biological process: G protein-coupled receptor signaling pathway; sensory perception of smell. The record is from RefSeq and is a predicted model, not a curated record. Gene Ontology annotation, molecular function: odorant binding; G protein-coupled receptor activity; olfactory receptor activity. Bases 1171 to 2103 code for a protein of 310 amino acids. Lineage: Eukaryota; Metazoa; Chordata; Mammalia; Carnivora; Felidae.
UGUACAAAUAAAUCCAGCCUCAAAUUCUUCCUUUGGCUCUGGAAGACACAUUGGGCCCACAAACUGGCCUGAAGAAAAGAGCAGGACAGGGUUUUUCUCAUCCACGGAGGAGAGGACACCCUAAGCCACUCACCAUUUGACUGUUACCCUAAUAAUAUGAACAAUGCCUGUGAGUGAAGAGAAAGAAAGAAAAGUAUAAGAUAUAGCAGAGUCCAGAUGAAGAGGUUUGGGAGAAAAACAAGCUUAUUGAAGUGCAAUUUUUGUCUUAGGGGCUGAAAGUUUGGGAUGGCAUUUCCAAUUUUUGGAGCAAGCCAAUAGUGCAUAUGAUUAUUCUGAACACACAUUUUCUGGAACUCGAUCGAUGGACAUCUUGAGGGACUUGGAUCCUGGCCCACACUCAUGAGAUAUCUGGUUAUGAGGUCAUUCUUUUCAGCAUGUUUUCAAGGAGAGCCUAGAAAGCCCUGCCUGAUAAUCACCCUGCUUCUUUACCUGGCUGAACCCUCUAAUCCUUAUUCCUCAACUUGGGCAACACCUCAACUGAGAAGUCUUCCUUCGUUUCCUCAAGCUGUGGCAGUCCACGAUGUCAUCUAAGGAUUGGCUGAUUCCUUCUCAUCCCUUCAAGGUCUCUCAGUAUAAUGCAAGCCAGACUAUCCGCCUGCCCUCAGGAAAAGGAUCAAGUCAGAAAAACAUGUCAAAAUCAACUCGAUACUUUUUGGUCCAGUAACUGGAUAAAUGGUGAUAGUAUUUACUGAAAAGAGAAUACUGGUGCAGAGGCACAUUUGGGAUGAGGGUAGAAAAUCAAGAGCUGACAUUUCUAUAAUCAGGUUAUUUACAGUUUAUGUUAUUACAAUCAGUAUUGCUGUAACAUCAUUUUACAUAUUCUUGUACACAUGGGGAAGACUUACUCUACAGUAUUUUAUACAGUAUAGGAGUAAAAUAGCUGAAUUCUAAGGUAAUUGAGUCUCUAAUUUUAAUAUAUUCAUGGAAUUUGAAAAGAAAAUUUGUGUGCACAAAGUAUUCUAGAAGUGAGGCAAAGUUACCAUUUAAAAAUUUUAAUUGUAGGGUUCUCUACAGGUAUCUUCAUUAAAUUAAGAUACCCCAUUAAUGUGGGGUAAUUUCAACCAUUUUAAUCUCUGGUUCUGAUUUCAAUAGCCACCAUUAAAUGAAUAGAUGGAAAACCACACAGCAGUGACAGAGUUCAUUAUUCUGGGAUUAACAGAUAAUCCCACACUAUGUGCCAUCUUCUUUGUGAUUUUUCUGGGAGUUUAUGUAGUUACCAUAGUGGGAAAUAUCAGUAUAAUCAUCUUAAUCCGAAGCAGCCCACAGCUGCACACCCCAAUGUACCUUUUUCUCAGCCAUUUGGCCUUUGUGGACAUUGGGUAUUCCACGUCAGUCACGCCAAUCAUGCUAAUGAGUUUUUUAAGAGAGAAAACAACUAUCCCUAUCACUGGUUGUAUAGCCCAGCUUGGCUCUGAUGUCACUUUUGGGACUACAGAAUGCUUCCUGCUGGCUACCAUGGCCUAUGAUCGCUAUGUGGCCAUCUGCUCUCCCUUACUCUACUCUACCCAGAUGUCCUCAGUGGUCUGCUUCCUCCUACUGGGGGCUUCCUACCUGGGUGGAUGCAUGAACGCUUCAUCAUUUACAGGCUGUCUGAUGAAUCUAUCUUUCUGUGGACCAAAUAAAAUCAACCAUUUUUUCUGUGACCUCUUUCCACUCUUGAAGCUUUCUUGUGGCCAUGUUUUUAUUGCUGAAAUAUCUCCCACCAUCUCUUCUGCAUCCGUCCUCAUAAGCACACUGUUUACCAUAAUUGUGUCCUACAGCUACAUCCUCCACUCAAUUCUGAAUAUGCGCUCUACUGAGGGGAGGAAGAAGGCCUUCUCAACCUGCACUUCCCACCUCACUGCCGUCACUUUGUUUUAUGGGACAGUUUUGUUCGUUUAUGUGAUGCCCAAGUCCAGUUAUUCAGCUGAUCAGGUCAAAGUGGCCUCUGUCAUCUAUACAGUGGUGGUCCCCAUGUUGAAUCCCCUCAUCUACAGUCUGAGGAACAAGGAGGUGAAAGGGGCCAUGAGAAAACUAAUGGCCAGAACACACUGGUUUUCCUGAAUCAGAUCAGAUAUAAAUCCAUAAAUAACAAAGCAAUGAUUUGGGGAAACAUUUGUGCUGGAUACUUUAAUGAUAUUUACCAUUAACUUCAUCACUUUGAUAGUGAAGAACUCCUAUAAAUGUAAAAAGCCAAUGUUUACUUCCAUGUAGAAAGUUAAAUGUAUCAUUUAAUGUGGAAAUCUGUUUCAUUCAAAUUAAAUAUGAACUUUUCAAGGUAAGAAUACCUGCUUGCAAAAUAGUUUCAUUAAUCAGUUGUGAGUCCUAUAUUAAAUACAGAGAGCUAUUUCCACCAAAGAUCAAAUUUAAUUGAAUUCCAUCUAGUUAAAUAACAUUUGGGAAAAAAAUUUGUCCCCAACAGAUCUGUAAUAAAAGAUAAUAUUGACAAGUCAGGAUGUUCAGGCCACUUCCUUUAAAGGUACUGCCCUGCCUUUGUCAAUGUAUAUUUAAACAUUUGGGAACAUUGAUGUUCAUGUCUCCAGAAAGCCUCUAUGUCCACUUUAUUGAAGCGAGAGCAAAGAUCAUGAUUCCUCUGCUUGGCCAUUAAGAGAUCCAACCCAGAUAACACAGAAGAGACCUUGUAUACACCUGUGCUGACUCUUUUUACAAUGUAAGUCUUACCAGAUGAGUCUAGGGUAAGAUUUCAGAAGCUGAGGUUUCUUUGGAGGGGGAGACUGGGACAUUGGGACUUUGUUUCAGCAAUAAUUUAUAGGUAGGAGGCACAAAAUUAUGGGUCAGGCAAAUAAUACGUUUGCCACACAUUUUGUAAUGUCUCUCAAGGAGGCGUCCACUGUCCCUGCUUCUUCCACUGAACUUUUGGCACUUAUGAUCCCGUCUGGUUAUGGCAGUUGCCUCUAAAUUGAUUCCCUGCCUCCUGUAUGCCUUUCACAAUGAUUUAUGAUUAAUAUUUUAGCUGAUAUAUUUUGUUAGCAUAUGAAUGAUGUCAGACAAAUUCUGAGACACUUUGGAGGGACCACUUUGCGAGCUGAGCUGGUAAAGCGCCAAAGUCAGCACGGACACAGCCCUUUGCAAAGAGAGGGCUCCCAAAGGUAUGACUUCAGUCUUGGAAAAGGUCAUGUUCGAGUCACGGUGGGAGAUCUGCACUCUGGUGGUUGAAGUUUUUCGCUGAGUGUUUCUGGAAGUCUUUGUCUUCUUCUUUCCUCCUAUACUUUGCUUUUCACCAGGAUUCAUCUUCAGCCCUCUUCCCUCUCCUCCUCCCCAUGAUCCCCAUAGGUAAUCUUAUCUUCUCCCAUGAGCUCAGCUGCCACUGGUGUGGUGAGAGUCCCUACACACCUUCCUUGAAGGACAGAUGAACUUCUUCACUGGCCUUUUCCCCCAAGACUCUCAAACUCAGUGUGCCCUGACUGUAUUUAUCGUAUUUCUCACAAAAUUAUUCCUUUUCCUCUGGUUCUUUCCCAAUUAGUGGCAACUCUUUGUAAGGCCUAGUACUGCAAGAGAUUUGGGGCAACUCUCACCGCACACCCAUCAAAAUAGUCUGCCUCCCUCCACCCCAUUCCUUCUGUCAGAUGGAAGACAUGUUGCAUACUGGCGUCCCCCAUAUCUAAGUCUCUUCUGUCUAGGCACGUAAAGACUCCCCAGUUGAUUGUGGUAAG